UGCGUGAUCUUGUGCCUUCAUGUAGUGUCUACUACAGGUCGACCCCGCCUCCCUCUGCACACAAGCGACUGUAAACGAAGGAUCCCAAAUGGUAAAAUGGCUGAGAAGCAGAAACACGAAGGCAGGGUUAAGAUAGGACACUAUAUCCUCGGGGACACACUCGGAGUUGGCACCUUUGGGAAAGUCAAGAUUGGAGAGCACCAGCUAACUGGACAUAAAGUUGCAGUUAAGAUCCUUAAUCGACAGAAGAUUCGCAGUCUCGAUGUGGUCGGCAAAAUCAAACGGGAGAUCCAGAAUCUCAAGCUCUUUCGGCAUCCUCAUAUCAUCAAGCUGUAUCAGGUGAUCAGCACCCCCACAGACUUCUUCAUGGUGAUGGAGUACGUGUCUGGAGGGGAGCUCUUCGACUACAUCUGUAAGCACGGAAGGGUGGAGGACACAGAGGCAUUAACAGUCUCUCUCUCUCUCUCUCUCUCUCUCUCUCUCUCGGAGCAGGUGGAGGACACAGAGGCCAGGCGGCUCUUCCAGCAGAUUAUCUCUGGGGUGGAUUACUGCCACAGACACAUGGUAGUUCACCGGGACCUGAAACCUGAGAACGUCCUGCUGGACAGCAGCAAGAAUGCCAAGAUCGCCGACUUCGGUCUAUCCAACAUGAUGUCAGACGGGGAGUUCCUGAGGACCAGCUGCGGGUCUCCCAAUUACGCUGCCCCAGAGGUCAUCUCCGGAAGGCUGUAUGCUGGUCCCGAGGUGGACAUCUGGAGCAGCGGGGUCAUCCUCUACGCCCUCCUGUGCGGGACGCUGCCCUUCGACGAUGAACACGUUCCCACCCUCUUUAAGAAGAUCCGUGGCGGAGUCUUCUACAUCCCAGAGUACCUGAACCGCUCGGUGGCCAACCUCCUGAUGCUCAUGCUGCAGGUCGACCCCCUGAAGAGAGCCACCAUCAAAGACAUCAGAGAGCACGAGUGGUUCAAGCAGGACCUGCCAGGCUACCUGUUUCCUGAGGACCCGUCGUACGACUCCACGGUGGUGGACGAGGAGGCGGUGCGCGAGGUGUGCGAGAAGUUCGAGUGCACCGAGUCGGAGGUGAUGAGCAGCCUGUACAGCGGCGACCCCCAGGACCAGCUGGCCGUGGCCUACCACCUCAUCAUCGACAACCGGCGCAUCAUGCACCAGGCCAGCGAGUUCUACCUGGCCUCCAGCCCCCCCACCGGCUCCUUCAUCGAGGAGGGCAUGGCCCUGCCGCCGGGGGUCAAGCCGCACCCCGAGCGCAUGCCCCCGCUGCUGGUGGACAGCCCCAAGGCGCGAUGCCCCCUCGACGCCCUCAACACCACCAAGCCCAAGCCGAUCACCGUCAAGAAGGCCAAGUGGCACCUGGGAAUCCGUAGCCAGAGCAAACCCUACGACAUCAUGGCCGAGGUGUACCGGGCCAUGAAGCAGCUGGAGUAUGACUGGAAGGUUGUGAACCCGUACCACCUGCGUGUGCGGAGGAAGAAUCCAGUCACAGGCAACUUUGUGAAGAUGAGUCUGCAGCUCUACCAGGUGGACAACCGGAGCUACCUGCUGGACUUCAAGAGCAUUGAUGACGACAUCAUUGAGCAGAAGUCCGGCUCGUCUACGCCGCAGCGCUCUGGCUCCAUCGCCGGACUCCACCGGCAACGCCUUAGCAUCGACUCGGCGUCGGUCGCCAUGGAGAUGCCCCAGCUCAGCAGUUCCCUGCCGGGCUCGCUGACGGGCAGCAUGCCGAUGCUGGCACCUCGCCAGGGCAGCCACACCAUGGACUUCUUUGAGAUGUGCGCCAGCCUGAUCACCACGCUAGCACGCUGAGAGGCCCGACGCCAGCCAGCCAGCCUGUGUCCAGCCAGCCUGUGUCCAGGUAGCCUGUGUCCAGGUAGCUGGCGUGGCCCAUAGAGAGGUCAUUUUGGGCCGCCAAACCACCACCACCACCAGGGGCACAGAUUGCCUGUAAGUCAUCAUAAUCCGGAAACUCCACCCUCCCCCUGCCUACUCUCACUCUCUCUUCCUUUCUCCCUCUCUCCCUCUCCUCUCUCUCCCUCUCUUCCUC
Molecule: messenger RNA, 2059 nt
Organism: Clupea harengus (Atlantic herring)
Lineage: Eukaryota; Metazoa; Chordata; Actinopteri; Clupeiformes; Clupeidae
Gene: prkaa2
Product: protein kinase, AMP-activated, alpha 2 catalytic subunit
Biological process (GO): protein phosphorylation; intracellular signal transduction
Cellular component (GO): cytoplasm
Molecular function (GO): protein serine/threonine kinase activity; ATP binding
Source: RefSeq, a predicted model, not a curated record